This is a messenger RNA of Dinoponera quadriceps, 1362 nucleotides long. Its product is annotated as nose resistant to fluoxetine protein 6-like. Gene Ontology annotation, molecular function: acyltransferase activity, transferring groups other than amino-acyl groups. Bases 1 to 1362 code for a protein of 453 amino acids. NCBI's taxonomy places the organism in Eukaryota, Metazoa, Arthropoda, Insecta, Hymenoptera, Formicidae. The record is from RefSeq and is a predicted model, not a curated record. The transcript has 10 exons.
AUGACACUUUUAAUCGCUUACAGCGAAGAUGUUCAAAAUUCAAACACAACGCCGAAACUUUGGUCGGAGACACUGAUGUCCUUCAGUCUACUUGUAAAUAUAUCCAAAAUCUUCAGUCUGCACGUUGGUACGGAUACUUUAGCGCCAAUACACGGCCUAAGAUUUUAUUCGAUGCUCUGGGUGAUUCUGGGUCAUGUCUGUCUUAAUACCAACGAAGUCUCAGAGAAUAAAACGUUCCGGAAUGUAGCUGAGGGAAAAUUUCUCUAUCAGAUCAUCGGUAAUAGCAUAUAUUCCGUGGAUACAUUUUUCUUCAUGAGCGGAUGCUUGGUGACAUUUCUUUAUUACCGCACUAUCAAAAACAAGAAGAUGCAAGAGAAAAGGGUGAUAAAGGGCUGUCAGGGUCAGGUUCUGCAGUUCUUAGGAAUGAUAUCGUACAGAUAUUUUCGAUUGACCCCGGUUUACCUGCUGAUGAUCGGCCUUGUCCAGGUGUCGAUGAAGUGGUGUCAUGAUCACUCCAUGAUCGAACUACCCGCUGCACUAGAUUACAAAAAUUGCGAGAAAUUCUGGUGGCGGAAUGCUCUGUACAUAAAUGUCUAUUUCGACGUACCUGAUCGGUGCAUGUCCUGGUCUUGGUAUCUAGCGAACGACACGCAGUUCUACAUCCUAGGCUCGAUCAUCCUAAUAAUUGGAGCAAACUUUCUACCGCUGGCCACACUCAUCGUCACUUUCUUUUUGAUCGCCUCGUGGGUCACGACAGCACUAAUUACUUUACACAUAAGACACGUGCCAAGCAUCCAGGAUCCGAUGGCUCGCUUCGAUAUCCUCUACGACAAGCCGUGGACGAGAAUAGGACCGUAUCUCAUAGGAAUGGCCACCGGAUGGUACCUCUUCAGGGUCAAUUGCAAGACGAAUAUGAAGAAAGCUGUAGUUGUAUUCGGUUGGUCUCUUUGCUUGACCAUCAUGAUAUGUUUAGUUUUUGGAUUACGCAAAAAUACCUUUGGACCGGUAUUGUCCGCGAUGUAUACAUCGCUGUCACAUUCCGCUUGGGCAAUAUGUUUAGCAUGGAUCUUGAUCGCCUGCGUUACCGGUCACGGUGGUGCGGCAAAUUAUAUUCUCUCCUGGAAGUACAUAUAUCCGUUCUCCAGAUUGACAUAUUGUGCUUAUCUAGUGCAUACCUGGCUUAUAAGAUUUCUAAUUCUACUGGGUGGACGUUCGUUACAUCUCUCGUACAGUUUCUUGACGGUGUUAUUUUUUGGAUAUGCGGUGAUGUCAUACGUUAUAUCGUUGUUCCUCAGUCUACUCUUCGAGGCACCAAUGGUAUCUCUGUUGCGAAUAACUCAUCCCUUCAGAAAGUGGAAUUAA